AUGCGAACCAGUCGAGACAAUUCCGUAUGGCGCUCGGAACCAUCUAGUGGCGGCUUUUCCUGUGUGCGCAACACUUCGCGACAGUCAGUGAAUGAAUCCCCGAUUCGGGGCGCUUGGUUGCACCACAGUCAUACGACACGUCUUUCUUCGUCCGGUCAAUCGGUCUGCGCUGGUUUGAGACUGGCAGAGGGACGCAUACCGGAUCCGAAAUCGAAUCAAUCCAGACAGGAACUGGGCAAAUCUUCUCAAUCGGAAUCCCAUUCCGGUCAUGGUUAUCAUAUGCCACGCAGUGCUUCAGCAACUACUGUCUCUGCAAUGACCGUCUGUGGUUCACGUGCCAGACCAGUUGGUUCGGAUACAUCCUGGCCCACAGAAACAACGACUAACGAAGAAUGGCAAAAGCCAGAGUCCGCCAGAUCGUUUGCUUCUCAACUGGCCACAAGUAAUGCGAAUCCCCUAUUGUUCCACAAAGAUGACCUCGAGUCUUCCUCAUCCAGUGGCAUGCCUUGGUGGUUAGGCUCACAGCAACUAUCAGUCACAGGCGAUACUCGACGUCCAGAAGCUACUUCGUGGAACAACUUAAAUCUGAAACCCGAUCCAUCAUCUAUGAACAGAUUGUCACAGGCGACCGCUGUGACAACCACUCUGUCCAGUGUGACCAAACUGCCUCAAUUUCUGGAUCUAGACACCAGAACCUUGUCCAAUCGAGUUUGGAACCCCGGUGAUAAUCGAGCGCUGUUUGACGACAAGCCACCACCACCACGACGUCGAUGCAAUGCACCUUUAAAUUUGGAUCUGAGUGGGAUUUCUCAACCGGAUCAAUCCACGCGUCCCGGCGGAUCGCACCUAGGUCUAGUCACUGAAUCACACUUGGCCGGGGUAAGCUGUGUCACCUCAUCUUCAUCUGGACAGGCAUCACUACCGCCAUCCAGAUCUCAGACACGAGAGGACGCGUUCCGUCCCCAUCCGGGAUUUCCGUUAGCUAUUCAUCCAUCCAUGGGCUCCCAUCCUGCCGUCGCUCCCCCGCCCAUUCUCGGUAACAACCAGUAUUCUCCAGUCACUCCGGCGCCUGGCAGUGCGACACUGAUUAACGAGCAAAAAAUGGAACAACCGAUGGCUUUUACUUUUCCACCCGCAGAACCUUUUCAUACCACUAACAAUACAUCCUAUUCGGUCGAUCCACACGGACCGUCGUCCAUGAAGAUCACCACGGAAUAUUGUACAAGUCCACCGGCUCGUCUUCCGUCCGUGCUCGAGUCGACUGGCAUGUCAAACAAGGGAAUGAACACCACAGAACGGGAAGCCUGCCUGAAGCAUAGCAAUUCGUCCGGUAAACUGGAACCGUUUCUCACUCGUUGGCAUUCGGAUUCCAGUCGACCGGUGUCUGCGCACGGGUCCAGUUCCGGUUACGGACACAAUGUGUAUCGGCUGAACGAACCGUGGUCGGAACGGACCCUAGCCUCCGGAUCAAAUGAUCUCGAGUCCAUGUCCGGCUCAACCGGCACUCCGAACUCUCACGGGGAUGUGCUGUUCGCAGCUUUACCUACCAACGAGCCUGCAACGCAUCCAAACGAGCAACAGCUGUAUUGUCCACGUCCACGCUAUUCAUCCAAUCAAACGUCUGAUUCGAAAUUGACCGAAGAACGUGCUGGAUUCACCCAACCGUAUGCCCCCAGUUUUGGUCCUAUCCCGCCACCACAUCGGCAUGCAUUUAAUAACGACGGUAGCAGUAGCAGUGAUGAGAAAGGUCCCAUUCGUACGCGUCCCUAUCCGGCCAUCACCGAAUCGUCCUCCUCUGCCGCACUGCUUCAUCCGUUCUCCACUCUCACCAAUCCAAAUCUGAAUCAUCCUCAGCACCACCAACAACAACAACAACAUCGUCCAGCUGCGCCAGAGGAACCUGAACGCACACGGCACACAUCGGCUCCGUUCCUUAGCCCCGUGGAUCAUCAUUCCGAUCCCAAUAUGGGCUCGUUUCUCGCCAGCUCCGUGGGUCCGGCCUCACGUGGCUAUUCGGACACCCCG
Molecule: messenger RNA, 2025 nt
Organism: Echinostoma caproni
Lineage: Eukaryota; Metazoa; Platyhelminthes; Trematoda; Plagiorchiida; Echinostomatidae
Source: the annotation of a GenBank genome assembly